AUGGCUACAAGUACUCGACACAAGGGAAAGAAAGAUAUGAUGGAUUUGCUUAUGGAAGCUGAGGAUGAGGAUGGUCAAAAAUUGGAGGAUGAGCACAUCGUAAAUUUGAUACUCAUUUCCUUUUCUGCUGGUUUUGAAAGCUCGGCAUUGGCUGCAUUAUGGGCAAUAGUAUACCUAUCAGAACAUCCCGAAGCCCUCAAAAAGGCCAAGGAAGAACAAGAGGAGAUCAUGAAGAGAAGACCAUCUACCCAGAAAGGAUUGAAUCUUGCAGAAAUUAAACAGAUGGAAUAUCUUAAUAAGGUAAUUGAUGAGAUGUUGCACGAAACAAAUAUCUUGUCAAUAUUCCGAGAGGCAAAAGCAGAUGUUAGCAUCAAUGGCUACACCAUACCAAAAGGAUGGAAAGUUUUGGUCUGGACUGGAGCUGUUCAUAUGGAUCCAGAAAAUUAUGAAGACCCACAAGACUUUAAUCCGUCAAGAUGGCAUGGGAUAAUAUUAAAACCAAAGCAGCGGAAUUCAUCCCCUUUGGAGCAGGAAGCAGAUCUUGUCCUGGAAGUGAUCUGGCUAAGCUUAUCAUAACCAUUUUUCUUCAUUAUUUUCUCCUUAACUACAAGCUCAAGCGAGUUAACCCAAAAUCCCCACUACGUUACUCACAAGGACCAAUGACGGAAGAUACACUACAAAAAAAAUCAGCAAAUCGC
Alnus glutinosa is the source of this 698-nucleotide messenger RNA. Its product is annotated as beta-amyrin 11-oxidase-like. Lineage: Eukaryota; Viridiplantae; Streptophyta; Magnoliopsida; Fagales; Betulaceae. Gene Ontology annotation, biological process: multicellular organism development; brassinosteroid homeostasis; sterol metabolic process. The transcript has 6 exons. The coding region runs from base 1 to 576 and encodes 191 amino acids. Gene Ontology annotation, cellular component: endoplasmic reticulum. Gene Ontology annotation, molecular function: ent-kaurenoic acid monooxygenase activity; heme binding; iron ion binding. The record is from RefSeq and is a predicted model, not a curated record.